This is a messenger RNA of Odocoileus virginianus texanus, 1708 nucleotides long. RefSeq names its product hydroxysteroid 17-beta dehydrogenase 11 (gene HSD17B11). Lineage: Eukaryota; Metazoa; Chordata; Mammalia; Artiodactyla; Cervidae. Gene Ontology annotation, molecular function: steroid dehydrogenase activity; oxidoreductase activity, acting on the CH-OH group of donors, NAD or NADP as acceptor. The record is from RefSeq and is a predicted model, not a curated record.
CCCAGCGGAAGGAACGGUUUCGGAGUUGUUUGUUUCUCUGCGAUAAAGGAGCCUUUCCUUGUUCUCGCUUUUACAAGCGCCAGUCUUUGACGGAACAAUCUCCCAGAAGCAAUUUAGAGUGACUGGUAAAACGAAAUAUACCCAAAGCUCGCAGCAGCAAAAAAAAAUGAUCAAAUUCCUUCUGUCCGUCUUCCUGCUUCUGCCCUUUUUGCCCGUCUGCAUCGUAGAGUCUCUCCUGAAGCUUUUUAUUCCUAAGAAGAGAAAAUCAGUCACCGGAGAGAUCGUCCUGAUUACCGGAGCUGGACACGGAAUUGGCAGGCAGACUGCCUACGAAUUUGCCAAACUUAAGUGCAAGCUGGUCCUGUGGGAUAUAAAUAAGCAUGGAGUUGAGGAAACAGCCGCCGAAUGCAAGAGACUGGGCGCGAAGGCUCAUGCCUUUGUGGUAGACUGCAGCAACCGAGAAGAUAUUUACAGUUCUGCAAAGAAGGUGAAGGCAGAAGUUGGAGAUGUUAGUAUUUUAGUAAAUAAUGCUGGUGUAGUCUACACAUCAGAUUUGUUCGCUACACAAGACCCUCAGAUUGAAAAGACUUUUGAAGUUAAUAUCCUUGCACAUUUCUGGACUACAAAGGCAUUUCUUCCCGAGAUGAUGAAGAGUAAUCAUGGCCAUAUUGUCACUGUGGCUUCAGCAGCUGGGCAUACUGGGGUCCCCUUCUUACUGGCUUACUGUUCAAGCAAGUUUGCUGCUGUUGGAUUUCAUAAAGCUCUGACUGAAGAACUGAGUGCCUUAGAAAGAACCGGAAUCAAAACAACAUGUCUCUGCCCUAAUUUCGUAAACACUGGCUUCAUCAAAAACCCAGGUACCAGCUUGGGACCUACCCUGGAACCUGAGGAAGUGGUAAACAAGCUGAUAGAUGGGAUCCUGACUGAGCAGAAAAUGGUAUUUGUUCCAUCUUCUCUCAGCCUUUUAUCACUGAUGGAAAAGAUGCUUCCUGAGCGUUUCGAGGCAAUUUUAAGACGAAAGAUUGAUAUUAGGUUUGAUGCAGUUAUUGGAUAUAAAAUGAAAGGAAAAUAAGUGCUUAAGUUUCUGAAAAACUGAUUUACCAGGUUCAGGUUGAUUUCAUCUAAUAUUAGUCAGAAUUUUACUGUUUUUAAAAGUAUCUGCUUUUCCUAAUUGACUUAUUUUUCUUCAUAUCACCUUUUGAGGCUCUGGCAGGUCCUAAUUUCAUGUAAUACACAGAAAUAUAUUAGGAACUGAUUUUGUGGGGAAUUGGAGAAAAAGAGAUACAAUUGUAUAAUAAUUUCUAAGAUUUGUGACUCAUUGAAGGCUUUGCAAGGUACGUAAUGUGAAUAUUUAAUGUAUAUUUUUAUUUUUAAAUACAUUCAACUUUUAUAUAAUUCACAUUCCCUUUUCUAUUCUACAUAAGAAACAGAAAUUUCAAGCUUGCUAAAUGUAAUGAAGAACUGUAUCUAGUGGCAUUUCAAAUGAAUUUCAUGUGAUGUAAGAAAUACUGCCGAAACAUUUUAUCCUACACCUUACUACUCUGUUUUCUAAGAAAUACCUCAUAUUCCCAUGUCAGACAUUUCAGUGCAGGGAAAAUGGAGAUAAAUGUGUGUUGCAAAUAUAAAAGCAUCAUUGGGAUUUGAGACAAAGAAUUGGGAAAAUGUAUCCAUAAGUGGCAGCAAUAAUAAAUGAACUCAGCCUUUGGUC